Molecule: messenger RNA, 3368 nt
Organism: Sinocyclocheilus rhinocerous
Lineage: Eukaryota; Metazoa; Chordata; Actinopteri; Cypriniformes; Cyprinidae
Product: alpha-internexin-like
Exons: 3
Coding region: 108-1526 (472 amino acids)
Biological process (GO): intermediate filament organization
Cellular component (GO): cytoplasm; postsynaptic intermediate filament cytoskeleton; intermediate filament
Molecular function (GO): structural constituent of postsynaptic intermediate filament cytoskeleton
Source: RefSeq, a predicted model, not a curated record
AGGAAGGUUGAAUGCGAGGAGCAGCACGGGUAAAUUAUUGAUUGGGACAGUCCUGCUAUAAAAGGAGACGCCGCCUGGGUUCUGCUCCUUGUCUUCAAAACGCCAAGAUGAGCUACGGAUCCGACAUCUACUCCGCCUCUUCCUACCGGAAGAUCUUCGGGGACUCCACCCGCUACUCAGCCUCUCCAUCCCGGCUGAGCAGCUCCCGGAGCGGCUUUAAGUCCCAGCCCACGAGCCGCUCCAACAUCCCAAGCUCAUACAAGCGCAGCACCCGAUCUGCCUUCCCAUCUUCAUCCUUGAGUCUGGAAAGCUUCGACUUCACCCAGAGCACAGCGCUUAAUAAUGAGUUCAAGAUCAUCCGCACCAACGAGAAGGAGCAGAUGCAAGGGCUCAAUGACCGUUUCGCGAUGUUCAUCGAGAAAGUUCGCAAUUUGGAGCAGCACAACAAAGUGCUGGAAGCCGAACUCGUGACCCUGCGCCAGCGCCAGACAGAACCGUCCCGUCUGGCCGAACUUUACCAGCAAGAGAUCCGAGAACUGCGCUCCCAGCUCGAGGAACUUAACGCGGAGAAGAACCAGAUGAUGUUCGAGCGCGACAACAUUGAGGAGGACUUCCAGAAACUCCAGGAGAAGUUCGAGGAGGAGAUGAGAAUGCGCGAGGAGGCUGAGCAAACGCUUAGAGCUUUCAAGAAGGACGUGGACAACGCCACCAUGGUGCGCCUAGACCUGGAGAAGAAGGUCGAAGCCCUUCUGGACGAGAUCAACUUUAUGAGAAAGGUGCACGAGGAGGAGGUGACUGAGCUCAUGAACAUGAUCCAGGCUACCCAGGUUUCCGUGGAGAUGGAAGUGGCCAAACCCGACCUCACCUCCGCCCUCAAGGAGAUUCGCGGCCAGUACGAAGUCAUGGCGAGUAAGAACCUGCAGUCCGCUGAAGAGUGGUACAAGUCCAAGUUCGCCGAUCUCAGCGAAAAGGCCAACAAGAGCAACGAGGUCAUUCGCGCUAGCAGGGAAGAGCUCAACGAGUUCAGGAGGCAGCUGCAGUCCAAGACCAUCGAGAUCGAGAGCCUAAAGGGCACCAACGAAUCGCUGGAAAGGCAGAUUCAUGAGAUGGAAGACAGGCACAACGCUGAGGUCAUGGGCUACCAGGAUACAAUUGGGCAGUUGGAUAAUGAGCUGAGGACCACUAAGAGUGAGAUGGCCCGUCACCUUAGGGAGUACCAAGACCUGCUGAAUGUCAAGAUGGCGCUUGACAUAGAGAUUGCAGCUUACAGGAAACUGUUGGAAGGGGAGGAGACACGUAUCAGCACCGGGAUCACCUACCCCACCCCCGCCUCAGUGUCCAGCUAUAGCUACCAGUCCCGUAUGUACAGCAGCUCUAGCGUUAGCGGAAAGAAGGAGGUCAAGGAUGAUGAUGACAAACAUCAACAGAGCAGUAAACCCGGCAAAGGCUCCUCCCAGUCCGACGACUCCAAGAAGAGUGACAAGAUCGACUCUGGAGACGUGAACCCCACCAACCAGAAAAACUAAACGUCUCAACCUUCUUUCUUUCUUCCACUCCUCCCUCUGCCUACCCUCUUUUCCCUUUUCCCAAGCAACUCCCCUCCACAAAGGGGGUCUCAGAGAGGAAUCUAGCGUAUUUUGACUAUUCUCCACUAAUUCACCUCCCACUCAAUCACAGGCAGCAGCCCUUCUGUAGCAAACCACUUACUACUCAAUACACACUCUUCGAUGCAUAUAUUCUCUGUUUCCAGGGCUUCACUGUGAGUCUUAUCGCCACUUUUAACUGCACUAAAACAGGCUUCGCUCAGCACAUUGCAUUAAGAAAAUGUUUGUGUGUUUAGUUUUGGUAAAGGUAUCAUUGUGCUGCAGUGCAAAGCCAGCACAAAACUUGACUUGCAAUAAUAUUUUCAGUUUUACAAUAUAAGCUGUUAGCAAAGCAGUUAUUGUUGUCUUUGAAUCAUGCCAUCCCUAGUAACAAUGGCAUCUGGGAGUAUCAUUGCAUCAGAAUUGUAUCGCCAGUUAACUUCUCGGCAUGCUCAUAAUGCAUUCUUGCCAAACAAUAAAUAAAUAAAAAUCCGAAACUAGAUAUGCUUAGUUUCGAAAACACUCCACCCAGCCAAAUUCCUCUCCAAGACUGCUCUUGAUUCCAUUUUUAAACAUAUUCUACCUACUUGCCCUUUAAAAGCAACAAGGAUUUGAGCCUAAUAGCAAGUCCUCACUGCAUGAGGUGUUUCUGCUGUUUGCAUGGUGACUGUAUGUGGGUCCAACAGAAGUUUACCUAUACUUUCAUAGCGGUGUGCCUGCCAUUCCUCUCAGUACUUAAGGCUGCAUUAGUUCACCAGCCAAUGGGCAAGACUGAGAGCAAAAUGUUACACAGUACUGCUGAAGCCUUUCACAUGCUGCUAAACGCUUGUGAUUAAUACAAUUUCUGACAAAUACGUUAAAGCCAAUCAAGUCAGGGCACUUAAAUGUAUGCAAACAGCAUCUCAUCCAUAUCAACUGGCAGAAUGAAGGAAUAUGGAAUGCUUGGGAAGAUAUUGCAAAAACAUGGUUAAUAGAAAGAUAGUGUAAGUGUGAGUAAGAAAUAAGAAAUAGAAAAAAAAGGGCUUGUUUGAGCCAGCUUUAAGUUCAGUUGACCUUGCUGCUUCUGAGUCCAGAUUUGGUUGUGUUUGGGCGGCUGAUACAAAUAUUAUGAAUUUGUUAAGAAAAGUAAAAGUAUAUACUUAGAAGUUAGAAAAUGCAUUAACAUUUCAACAUUUUACUUGUAUAUUUGUGGAUGCCUGAAGCACAUUUACAGUGUGGAAACGCAGUCACUAGCACAACUUUUCACAAUGCAUCUCAAACACCUAAACAUCAUACUUGAAUCUAGUGUACUCUCAUACAAAGAAGUCACUGUCACAGUGAACCUCCGUUAACCAUGGGUCAAAAAUGAAUCCCUUUGGUAAACGUAUAUUAAAAGGUAAUGCUAGUGAAAUAUCUUCAUAACACUUCUGCUACACUGCCAGGUUUUGAUACCACUUGCCUCUAUGUCAUGGCUUUGUCAUGCCUGACUUGCUGCACUCUUUCUAUAGACAGUUUAAACAGAUUGAUAAAGUUGGGCUUAACUGACUUUAAGAACUGUAUGAUGGGAACCCAAGUGAAUGGGUUUCUUUCUCUAUCGGAAUAAAUUUUUCCGAGGAACACUGUGACAUCGGCAUGCUUAGCUGCGAGGGAAUGUCAGGCAAAUCUGGAAUUUUGUCUUUACGUUCUCACAGAUGCUCCUUAGGCCUGGUAUCCUGGUAAAUCUGAACAUUUUGGGAUUGCUCUGCCGGUUUUGGGAGAGCGAAAAAUGAUUGCAGAAAGCAUAGUGACACAAUGCAGUUUGAAGAA